CUGCAUAGUGACAUAUUUACAAAUAAGUAAAUAUAGCAUCACCUUCAUUCAUUUAUUUAGUUUACAUCUAAAUAGAUAACACUGAAUCAACAAUUUGACGCCACAAUACACGGUUCGAGACUGCAUCUCUCCAUCCUCGAAUGCGCCCCACGCUCGCCAAGUCGUUACCAAGCAUCACCUUAAUACCUCGUUUGAAUAUUUUUUCGAAGGCAACUUCUUUCAGAAUCAAACGCUGCCUUAUUUUCGUAGCUUCCGCCCACUGUGUCAGUACAAUGUAGAGGAAUAAGUAGAAGCUAGAACUGGAACUCUGAUUUUAGUGAACUUAUCGCGUAGACUCUACACAUAAUACUCUCUAAUUAUUUUGAUUAACACAUAUCUGCAAGUGAAGUAAGUUUAGUUCACUGUUAGCAGUUGAAGAGCACAGAAGCAAAAUGUCUUCCAAAAUAAUCCUUCACACAACCCGACGUACACCAGGAGGCCGAGCGAUCCAGAUUACGUCCAAAAUUCUGGGACUAGAUUUGGAACUUAAAUAUGUCGAUCUCUUCAAGAAGGAACAGCUGAGCGAGGAGUUUCUGAAUUUGAAUCCUUUUCAUACGAUCCCAACCAUUGUGGACGAUGGUGUUCCGGUGUACGAGAGUCAUGCAAUUCUGGUCUAUCUAGUGUCCAAGUACGCAAAAGAUGACGCUCUUUAUCCGAAGGACCUAAUCUCUCAAGCUCGCAUCCAAGCAUGGUUUCACUUCGAUUCGGGUGUUUUGUUUCCACGUUUGCGUGGAGCUAUGAGCACAGUGUACCAUCUUGGUAUGAAGGAGAUCCCACGCGAUCGGCUUGAGGCGAUCGAACAGGCAUAUGAGUUGUUCGAAGAAGCAUUAAGGGGCGACUAUCUUGUUGGAGAUUCAUUGACUCUAGCCGACAUAAGUGUUACGACUUGUUUGAUGUCAUUAAAUGGAGCUCUGCCGUUGUGCGAAUCGAAAUAUCCUAAAGCAAACGCUUAUCUGGAGCGAAUGGAAUCGGUGAUACCGUACUAUAAGGAAUUGGUUGCUGAUCCGGUGGAGGAGACCAAGGCUUUUCUCAAGCAGAAAAAGGAGGAAAUUAAUUAGCAAUAUGUAAUACGAUUGCAACGAAUAAAUGCAUUUAUUUAUGAAUCAUA
Molecule: messenger RNA, 1147 nt
Organism: Armigeres subalbatus
Lineage: Eukaryota; Metazoa; Arthropoda; Insecta; Diptera; Culicidae
Product: glutathione S-transferase 1-like
Exons: 3
Coding region: 432-1097 (221 amino acids)
Biological process (GO): glutathione metabolic process
Molecular function (GO): glutathione transferase activity
Source: RefSeq, a predicted model, not a curated record